This is a messenger RNA of Nelumbo nucifera (sacred lotus), 545 nucleotides long. RefSeq names its product UPF0426 protein At1g28150, chloroplastic. The record is from RefSeq and is a predicted model, not a curated record. Lineage: Eukaryota; Viridiplantae; Streptophyta; Magnoliopsida; Proteales; Nelumbonaceae.
CACCGGUCCUCUAAAAACAUGUAGCAGAUCACCGUGUAAACAGAACCCAGACCACUUCGCUUCCAUUUCAACUUCGGACUCAUCAGAGAUGGCUCUCUGCCUUGCCGGUCCCUCAACGGCGAUGUGGAAAUGGACACCUUCAAAAAUCUCUACAUCGCCAAAGCAGAUGCGUAACAGAGGUUUUCAGGUUAAGGCGCUAUUCUUCAAUCCCAUAGAAGAUCCAGUCCUCAAAGAAGCUCUCAAGGAGCCUGUUGCCUUCAUGGGAGGAAUCUUUGCUGGUCUCCUAAGACUUGAUUUGAACGAGGAGCCACUUAAGGAAUGGAUUACAAAAACAGUGGAGGCCUCUGGGAUAACAGAAGAAGAAAUUUAUGUAGAAGGACCACAAUCAGAAGGACCGGAACAGAUUGAGAUUGAAUGAUGUCUUUACUAGUAGCCUGUGUAUCAAAUUUAUUUGCUUGAUGUUCUAAAGUUAUACAAAGAUGCAGUUUGUAUAAAACGAAAAUCAUUUUGUUAUUAAUGAGUAUUUGCAAAUUAUUUAAGUUUCA